Messenger RNA from Orbilia oligospora ATCC 24927, 624 nucleotides. RefSeq lists its product as uncharacterized. The coding region runs from base 1 to 624 and encodes 207 amino acids. Gene Ontology annotation, molecular function: GTP binding; GTPase activity. The transcript has 4 exons. NCBI's taxonomy places the organism in Eukaryota, Fungi, Ascomycota, Orbiliomycetes, Orbiliales, Orbiliaceae. The record is from RefSeq and is a predicted model, not a curated record.
AUGUCGGCGCCGGAGCGGCCUACCGUUAUAAAAGCCCUCCUGAUAGGUCCUUCAAGCAGUGGGAAAACAUCUCUACUAAAACGUUAUGUCGACGAUGUUUUCGAACCCGAUGAUACAACUACAACGAUUGGAGUCGACUUUCGAGAAAAGAAAUUGACGAUAAAUAAGAAACUUUAUCGGUUGUUAUUGCAUGAUACUGCGGGACAAGAACGCUUCCGAACGUUAACUUCCUCGUAUUACCGUGGCGCACAUGGAAUCCUCCUUGUUUACGAUAUCUCCAACAGGGAUAGUUUCUUAUCUAUGCCCAGAUGGUUUGAGGAAGCAGAGAGAUUUGCGCCGGAAGGUGUAAUCAAGAUUCUCGUCGGCAACAAAACGGAUCGUACAGCUCAACGCGCCGUUAAAGCUUCCGAAGGCGAGGAAUUGGCAAAGAAACACGGCGCUAUCUAUUUCACCGAAACAAGCGCCAAGACGAGAGAUCAUGCGAAAGAACCAUUCCAAAAACUUGUCGAUGUCGUUCUUUCCACGCCCGGUGCUUUGGAUCCGAAUAGAGUGGUCGCCAGGAAAGCAGAUGUAGUCGAUGUAUCAGCGCAAGCACAGACGCAAGGAGGUGGCUGCGCUUGUUAA